Molecule: messenger RNA, 609 nt
Organism: Cantharellus anzutake
Lineage: Eukaryota; Fungi; Basidiomycota; Agaricomycetes; Cantharellales; Hydnaceae
Exons: 3
Coding region: 1-609 (202 amino acids)
Source: RefSeq, a predicted model, not a curated record
AUGGAGACAAGGCAAGAGGAACUAGAGGGACUGGAUGCCAGGAGUGCCAAGGGCUUGGGAACUGGAGGGGGCCAGACAUCAGGUUGGGGGCUGGUUAGGAUGAGUUUCAGGUUGGUGGAAUCACCUAUUGGCAUUGAUUCGUCACUGAUGGAGCCCCAGGAUUUACCCCCCGCUUCACCACCUCUGGAGUCCUACCUCUGUCCACUCCAAUAUCCACCUUCGGACCAAACAUCACUCCUCCUCUCACUCCUCCUAUCACUCCUCACCUUCCGUCCCUCUCCUACCCUAUCCCCAUUCGCUCCGAUAUCCACCUUCGGACCUGACAUCACUCCUCUUACUCCUCUCCUUCAUCCCUCUUCUGCCAACCUCCACCAAAGUUAUGACCUUCUGCCACAGUCCUGUACCCCAUACUUGGACACCGCUUUGUACCUUCGCUCCAAGAUCCUGUCAUGGUUCCAACCUUGGACUUUGACUCCACCUCAGCUUAAGUCCAUUGCAUUGGUGACCUCAUUCUAUGUAAACACCAUUGCCAAUAUUUCUUGGACUUUCAACCCUGCCUCUCAACCUCCAAGCUUCAUGGACCAUACUUGGCAUUUUCACCACUCGUAA